AAAAUCCAGUUUUCUGACACAAAUCUACAAUCUUUUAAGAGCUGACUUAGUUAUCAAUGUAAAAACAGACUGAGGUUGUUUAACAUUUUUAAGGUGGAGUCCUUUAAAAAAAAAAGUUUGGUGUUUAUUCAUGUAACUUAACACGACACUCAGGUGUGAAAGUAGCUACGUGGAUAACUAGCAAAUAAAAGCAGCAAAAAAUAUACAGGCCUGUUAAAACCAUCGGCAUUUCUCUCAUCCUCUUUAGUAUCAUUCUUUCGUAUUUACCAUUUGCUGUGUUAAACAUUGAAGUGUAUCAAAUGAACCAUAAUUACCUCUGAUAACAGCAGGUGUACAACAACAAUACAGAUCAAAUAACUGAUAUUCAAUCACGUAAUAACCACUGUUUUGUAUGACAGACGCCUCCUGUACAAACACCUGACUGGCAGACUCCCUGCAGUCUGAGUCUGUGGGAGGAGCUAACACAGCAGCCUGUCUGCUGUGUGCCAUACAGGAGUCAAAGAGAAGGACUCUGACCAUCCACCUCUCGUUUGCCUCACAGAUAGUGAGAGACUGUAAGUUAAAGUGCAUUCAAAGCUGGCACACCGAAGCCUGAGUCUGAUCCCUCCGGCAGUAGACAAAGUGUCGGUGUUUGAUGCUGCAUGGCUGCAUCCCUGGUGUUCAGACUGCAGGACAGAGGCCCAGAGCUGGUGAGGGAGGUGCUUCUGGAGCGAGGAUGGGAGGAAUAUGACGUAAAAGAACGGGAGGAGGAGGACUGGAACCUCUACUGGCGCAGCACUGCAUUUCGCAGCUCAGAGUAUCACAACCUUCUGCCAUGGCAACGCCUCAACCACCAUCCCAAGACCGCUGGCAUCACACGCAAGGACUGCUUGGCACGCAACCUGAGGAGAAUGAGAGCCACAGUGGGUUCAUCUCUCUACGACUUCAGUCCCACCACCUUCAUCCUCCCCAACGACUACACCCGCCUCCUGGCUGAGUACAACAAACUGCGUCUCACCAGAGGACCGCUGAUCUACUGGAUAUGUAAGCCUGUGGACCUCUCCAGAGGCAGAGGGAUCUUCAUCUUUCAGGAUAUGAAGCACUUCGUCUACGACUGCUCCGUGAUCGUCCAGAGGUACAUCAGUAAUCCUCUGCUGAUCUCCGGCUACAAGUUCGACCUGAGGAUCUACGUGUGUGUGAAGAGCUUCCAUCCGCUCACUGUUUAUAUUCAUCAAGAAGGCCUGGUGCGAUUUGCCACUGAGAAGUACAGCCUCUCUUCUCUGAAUAACCCGUACUCUCAUCUCACCAACACCAGCAUCAAUAAGUUUGGUCCCUUCUACAAAACAGAGAAAGAGCAAGUCGGCCCGGGUUGCAAGUGGACCAUGAGCAAGUUCAGGCACUUCCUCAACAGCCAGGACGUCAACGAGCGUCUCCUGUGGCAGAGGAUCAGCAACAUCGUCACUCUGACCCUCCUCACCAUCGCUCCCUCCGUCCCCUCCUGUCCAAACUGUGUGGAGCUGUUUGGCUUUGAUAUCCUCAUUGAUGUCAAGUUUAAACCCUGGCUGCUGGAGGUCAACUACAGCCCUGCGUUGACUCUGGACUGCCCAGCUGACAUUAUGGUGAAGAAAGGGCUGAUCAGCGAUCUGAUUGAUCUGAUGAAUUACACUAUGAUUGACAGCUUAAGACAGAGGGCUUAUCAGGGACAAAGGUACAAGCAGCCUUGUUUCAAUGCCAACCAACCUGUGCUCCCGAAGAAGAAAGAAACCAAAUUUCAGAAACAAAGGAAUCGUAACCAGUCCUCACAAACUCAAACACUACCUCUGCUAAAAACUCUGCGCAAGCCUGAAAUGAACCAAAGUCAACACGCAUUUGUAUCUAACUACCACAGACACCUCCCCCCUGUUGAAUUAAACAAGAUAUAUGCAGCCAGAGGCAGAAUAAUCAACACCACAGCUACGAAAAUCCAAACAGACCAGACCCUGAACCUGAUACUCGGCUCACAUUCAAGGACAAAUGUGUCAGCAGUAAACAGACAGACGCGUCCAGCUCUUGCGCCAUGGCGGAUCGACAACAGGAGUCUUCACGUGUCUGAGGUUACAAACCAUGACGGCACUGAAACAGAAGCUGAGAUGGAGCUCUCAGGAGAGACAGACGUUUCCUCUUCGAUACAUGAUAUCUCACAGAGGGGGCAGGGACUCAGACGCCCUGCUGGGUCCUGGAAGCUCCCCAACAUUCACAGUGGGAAUCACAGACCAGUAAGGACUUCCAUGGGGAGAACAACAGCACUGAACGGACAUCAUAUUCCUCCACUCAGAGUUGGAGACUUCAUACGGACGUUCCCGUUCAAUACAGCCACUCUAAGGGCCUCACAGUCACAUAAACUGGAUGUUAAGAUAGUCAUACAGCAGCUCCACAGGUUGACUGGUCAGCUGGCCACAUCAGACGUGGAAGUGAAGGAGAACAAAGAUGUUGGAGAAGACUUUGACUCACUUUUGUGGGGGCCGAGGGAUCCUCCACUUCUCAGUCAAUGCCUCAAACCCACUUAGAGUGGCUGCCUAUUUUUAUUUUCUUCUACACAUCUAA
This is a messenger RNA of Acanthopagrus latus (yellowfin seabream), 2562 nucleotides long. RefSeq names its product tubulin tyrosine ligase-like family, member 2 (gene ttll2). Gene Ontology annotation, cellular component: cilium. The record is from RefSeq and is a predicted model, not a curated record. Gene Ontology annotation, molecular function: tubulin binding; tubulin-glutamic acid ligase activity. Lineage: Eukaryota; Metazoa; Chordata; Actinopteri; Spariformes; Sparidae. Bases 642 to 2525 code for a protein of 627 amino acids. The transcript is spliced from 5 exons. Gene Ontology annotation, biological process: protein polyglutamylation; microtubule cytoskeleton organization.